Molecule: messenger RNA, 2577 nt
Organism: Esox lucius (northern pike)
Lineage: Eukaryota; Metazoa; Chordata; Actinopteri; Esociformes; Esocidae
Product: cGMP-dependent protein kinase 1
Exons: 21
Coding region: 278-2356 (692 amino acids)
Biological process (GO): protein phosphorylation
Molecular function (GO): cGMP-dependent protein kinase activity; ATP binding
Source: RefSeq, a predicted model, not a curated record
AGGCUCGGUUUAGUAGAGCGCAAUGGGCCAAGUGAGAGAAUGUGUUUGGCACAUUUCCAUCAUUUGAAGUUUCUGCACCUUUAAAAUUAACAUUUUAAUACACAUUCAUUUUAGUCUCGGUUUGAUUAUCUUAUCCGGUUCGCUUUUCGCAUCAUGCAUCAACUGACUCAUGAUGAGAUAAACACUGGCACACAACUGCGAAUGAAGCAUUAACAGCAGGAGUCGGCAAGCUCUUUUUGUUCACCUACACUCAGAACGCAGACUUGGACAGAGGGCUAUGGGCACUUUGCGGGACCUGCAGUUUGCUCUACAGCUGAAGAUCGAGGAGCUCCGCCAGAGAGACGCUCUGAUAGAUGAGCUGGAGUUGGAGCUGGACACUAAAGAUGACCUUAUCAGACAGCUGCAGACAGAACUGGACCGGCACCGCAAUGCUCUUCAACACACGGGAACCACAGGGAAUAUAGAGAACACAGGACUGGCACUGUCCCCAUCAGUGCCUGAUGAGCCGCUGCGGACGAAGAGACAGGCAAUAUCAGCUGAACCCACCGCUCUGGACCCUUCACAGCUCACACACAUCACACUUACCAACUACAGCAAGAGCGAAGAGUCUAGAGAGCUGAUCCAGAGGGCUCUGUUGGAGAAUGACUUCAUGAAACACCUGGAUCAUGGACAGAUCCUGACCAUAGUGGAUUGUAUGCAUCCUACUCGCGUGGCCCGGGGCUGCUGUGUCAUACAGGAGGGAGACGAUGGAUCUCUGGUUUAUGUCCUGGAGGAGGGGAAGGUGGAGGUGACAAAAGCGGGAACGAAGUUGUGCACAAUGGAUCCUGGCAAGGUCUUUGGAGAACUGGCAGUGCUCUACAACUGUACCAGAACCGCCACAGUUACAGCUUUGACGGACAUUAAACUGUGGGCAAUAGACAGACAGGGUUUCCAGACCAUCAUGAUGAGGACUGGCCUCAUCAAACAGUCCCUGUAUCUGGAGCUCCUACGAAGUGUUCCCUCCUUUCAGUCACUGCCUGAGGACGUUCUAAGUAAAGUGGCUGAUGUUCUAGAGGAGACUCACUACAGUGAAAGCGAAUACAUAAUCAGGCAGGGCGCUACGGGAGACACCUUCUUCAUAAUCAGCCAAGGACAGGUUAGGGUUACACGGCAGAAAUCCACCAGUGAGGAGCCAGAGUUUCUGACCACUCUAACUAGAGGGGAAUGGUUUGGAGAGCAGGCACUGAAAGGUGAGGAUGUUCGUACAGCCAGUGUCACGGCAUUAGGAAGAGUCACGUGUCUGGUCGUCGACAGAGAGUCUUUCAUGCAUCUGACUGGAGGGCUGGAUGAUGUGAACAGCAAACCGUACGAGAGUGAUGAUAUCAAGGCCAAGUUGGAGGCAGAGUCUGUGUUUUUCUCCUGUCUGUCUCUCAGUGAUUUCGAUGUCAUCUGCACCCUCGGCCUGGGAGGCUUCAGUCGUGUCCAGCUAGUUCAGCUGAAGAAUGACCCCAGUCAGUCAUUUGCUAUGAAGGUUCUGAAGAAGCGUCACAUUCUGGACACCAGGCAACAGGGCCACAUCCUUUCAGAGCGAAGUAUCAUGAUGGAGGCACACAGCCCCUUCACUGUCAGGUUGUUUCGAACGUUCCAGGACUCUAGAUAUCUGUAUAUGCUGCUGGAGGCUUGUCUAGGAGGAGAACUGUGGACUCUACUGAGAGACAGGGGCCCAUUUGAUGACAGCACCACGCGGUUCUACACUGGCUGUGUGGUAGAGGGUUUGGCCUUCCUCCAUGCUAGAGCCAUCGUCUACAGAGACCUCAAACCUGAGAACAUCAUGUUGGACCACAGAGGAUAUGCUAAACUGGUGGACUUUGGUUUUGCUAAGAAAGUGGGUCUGGGUCAGAAAACAUGGACUUUCUGUGGGACUCCAGAAUAUGUGGCUCCGGAGAUCAUCCUGAACAAGGGACAUGACGUCUCCGCUGACUGCUGGUCUCUGGGGAUACUCAUCUAUGAACUGCUCAGCGGCAGCCCUCCAUUCACUGCUUGUGACCCUAUGAACACCUACAACAUUAUCCUGAGAGGAAUCGACAUGGUGGAGUUUCCAAAAAAGAUCUCCAAAAGUGCUGCCAAUCUCAUCAAACGCCUCUGCAGGGACAACCCAUCUGAGAGGGUAGGGAACCAGAAGAACGGGGUGAAGGACAUCCAGAAACACAAGUGGUUUGAAGGUUUUAACUGGGAAGGACUCCGACAGGCAACUCUAGCCCCUCCCUUCACGCCUACUGUGGAGGGCCCGCUGGACACGAACAAUUUUGACUGUUUUCCUGAUGACAACGAGGACCCGCCUCCAGACGAGGACUCUAGCUGGGAUCUAGAGUUUUGAUCUGUCUUAGAGCAAAACUUUCAGCUUCAGAUAGGCCUAGCCAUUAUGAAGUGACCAAGUGGUAGCCUUAAUGAACAGUAUUGUUGUGAUAAUGCCCAAUGCUUACGCAUCCUCUUUAUAAAAUAAAACUUAUGCUCCCUCUUUAUCCCUCCCAUCAUUGUAGACGACAGUGGUUGGACGGGCAAUAGGCGACUGGUGAAAGGGCUUUUCUCAUAUUGACA